This is a messenger RNA of Schistosoma intercalatum, 863 nucleotides long. Lineage: Eukaryota; Metazoa; Platyhelminthes; Trematoda; Strigeidida; Schistosomatidae. The record is from the annotation of a GenBank genome assembly.
AUAAAUUACAACUUCCAACAACUAUUUCUUAUUAACACAAACAAACAAAACUCAUAUCGAUUUACAGUUGAUGUACUGAACAGUUCAGUGGAUUAUUAUUCGCCAUAUUCAAACAAUACUAAUCACAGUCAACAGUAGUAACAAUGAUCAUUGAAUUACGUCGUUUGGGUGUUAGUCUGUUAUGCUUAGCAGUGGGUCUGAGUAUUGCAUCGUUGGUAACAAGUCUUUGGGAUUGUGGAAAUUUAUUCUCAGGAUGUCAGAAUACUGUUCAUAAGGAGACUGUAUCAGCUGUUGCUGGCUUAAUCAUUUUAGGCACUGUAUGCCUAUUAAUCAUCAUCCUAUUGGAUGCGAUUGCAUUGUGUUCAGAUGUAUUCGCCUCACGUGCUGCUUAUACAACUGUACGUUUCAUCAUAUUAUACUUGGGUGCUGCAGCUCUCUUGAUUGGCAUAUUAGUGUACACAUCAUUAGUCGGACAUCAUUGGUCAUACUUCUUCGCAGUGACUGGAGCUGUACUAGCAACACAAGUGGCUAUAUUGGCAAUCAUGUCGUCAAAAUGUGUUACCGUUCGAACCACUACAACAACGAGAACAAUUCGAGAAAGUCGUCUGGCACAUCGGUAAACCAAUGACCAAUUCGUUUAUUUUGCUUUGAAACAUUCAACCAAUUUCCCACAUUUGAUCCUUUCUCUCAUUCAUGAUCAUUCUAUUUCUCUUGUGACUAAUUUAGCUUAAGCAAUAACAUCUAUUGUAUUGUAUAUUUGACAGUAUUCAAUGUGCAUGUUGUGUUGUUACAUGUCCAAUGAUUGCUUUACUGUGUGUUUUUCUAAUUUAAAUAUCAUAUUGAUAUAUAAACAUUGUAAUCGA